Messenger RNA from Amphiprion ocellaris (clown anemonefish), 2421 nucleotides. It is a transcript of the gene gkup, whose product is annotated as glucuronokinase with putative uridyl pyrophosphorylase. Bases 97 to 1962 code for a protein of 621 amino acids. Gene Ontology annotation, molecular function: glucuronokinase activity; ATP binding. The record is from RefSeq and is a predicted model, not a curated record. Lineage: Eukaryota; Metazoa; Chordata; Actinopteri; Pomacentridae. The transcript has 23 exons. Gene Ontology annotation, biological process: biosynthetic process.
UCCAACCUUUAGCAGACACUUGGUAGACGUGUGUUAGCUGCUGCCGUCUGAACCUGUUCAUUUCAGAGAAACACCAGAACUAUUUGAGGACCACCAAUGAUCUGUAUACUGCUGGUAGCCGGUCAUGGCACCGUUUUGGAGACACAAAUUAAGAAUGAUGACACAGGCCUGUACAGCCACCUGACCGGGGUACCUAAGGCCCUGCUUCCUGGCACGGGAGGAAAAAAGAUCCUUGACUUUUGGUGGGAAACGGUCAACAUGCGACAGCUGUUCACAGAAGUGUAUCUGGUCACUAAUGCAGACAAGUAUAAGCAUUAUGAGCGCUGGGCCACAGCUAAUGACUUCCCGGUGGAAAAUGUGAUAAAUGAUGGCAGCACUACGUUGGAGGACCGUCUCGGUGCUGUGGCCGACCUGGAACUGGUCAUACGCAGCCGCAAGCUGCAGGACGACAUCAUGGUGAUCGCCGGAGACAUGCUGUGUGCAGACCAGAACUUUGACAUUGCUCAAGUUAUUCGCUUCUUCAGAUCAAAGCCUGGAGAGCUGAUCAUUUACUACGAGCUGGAAGAAAGUGAGAAAAGUAGCUCCAGAGGCAUCGUGGAGGUUUGCUCUGACACCAACAGGAUAACUCGCUUCAUGGAGAAACCGCAGGACGGGACAACAUCCCGCCUGGCCAGUGUGGUGUUUUACUGCAUCCAGAGAGACACGCUGUCCUACAUGUCUGAAUUCCUCAACCUACAGCCUCAAGCCACAGACAGGUCCUUUGGGCGAUUCUGGGAGUGGCUCAUCAAUGAGAAGCAGCUCGAUGUGUUUGGUAUGAAGCUUCCUACUGGCUUCCAGCUCAUUGGACAAGUGGGCCUGUCAGACUACACCAAGUGGCUCACCCACUACUCCACCAAGCAGCACAACAACUCUGCUAUUCCAAUCACAUGCCGCUCAUAUGCCAGGGUCGGAUUAAUGGGAAAUCCCUCAGACGGUUUUAAUGGGAAAACCAUUGCUAUGAGCAUCUCUAACUUCUGGGCCGAGGUCACUCUGGUGGAGAGUCAGACUUUGGUUUUGCUCCCUCAUCCACUCAACGACCCCACAGAGUUUGGCAGCCUGCAAGAUCUGUUCUGUAUCAGCAGGAAGGAAGGGUACCUGGGAGGUCUGCGGCUGCUGCAGGCUACAUGUAAGAAGUUCUACCAGUUCUGCUCCAAACAAGGUAUCGCUUUGACAAAGCAGAACUUCACACUGAAGUACGACACCAACAUUCCUCGGCAAGUGGGGCUUGCUGGAAGCAGUGCUAUUGUCUCAGCUACUCUCAAGUGUCUUAUGAAAUUCUACAACAUCACAGACAGCGAUCUGCCUAAACCAGUCCGAGCGAACUUCAUCCUCAACGUGGAGACAGAUGAGCUGUUCAUCACUGCUGGCCUGCAGGACAGAGUAGUGCAGGUCUAUGAAGGUUUAGUCUACAUGGAUUUCAGCAAGAAGCUCAUGGAGGAGCAGGGCUACGGGAACUAUGUACCUUUGGACAUGAGCAACCUUCCACUGUUCUGGCUGGCCUACCUGAGCGACCCCAGUGACUCCGGACGCAUCCACAGCAACAUCCGACAGCGCUGGCUCAGUGGGGAGCCGGCGGUCGUGGAGGCCAUGCAGAGCUUUGCUGAGCUCACUGACCAGGCUAGGGUGGCUCUUAAGGACAGAGACUGGAGCUGUCUGGCACGACUGAUGGACCAGAACUUUGAGCUGCGGAGGUCUGUCUACACUGAUGACUGUCUGGGUCCUGGGAAUCUUAAGAUGGUUCAGCUGGCGAGGCAGUUUGGAUCAGCAGUGAAGUUACCCGGCAGUGGGGGAGCCGUAGUGGGUUUAUGUCUGGACCAGGCGAGACUGGUGGAGAUGAGGCAGGCUUUCCAGGAGGCAGGCUGUGUCUUCUGUGUCAUCGCACCAUACAACCCAUCUGCCAGCUCUGUAGGCGGCCAACGCUAACCUCACACAUCUCACCACCAAUAAGCCAGGCCACUCAAGGCCAACUCGCAGCCGUCGGUUAGAAAUGGCACACUGUGGCCCUCCAUGCGUUAAGUCCCAGUGUCAUUUCAUACAGUAGACAUUUUGAUCAGUUACGGAAAAUUACAGCAAAGCCAUAAAACAAUAAUCAGGGUUACUAUCCAGAUCUUUGGGGACAGUUUAUAUGAUAUCUGACCAGAUGGACUAAAUAAUGUGGGAAGUAGCACAUGGCUUUGUUUCUAGAAGAUAAGCUUUAUGAGAUCCAUGUUCCUUUAAGGUGCAGUGACUGAUCCAUUUGUGUCAGAUUUAUCAUCAGUGACAAAGUAAAAAUUAGGUAAUUAUUUUUCUAUAUAUGUGAUACAAUAAUUUUAUGGAAUCUAUAGACUUCAUAUCUUUGUAUAAUGACUGUAAUUUUGUACACAAAUAAAAGCUACUUUUAUA